CACCUGUGCUUGGCUGUCAGACAGUUCAGAGCAUGACUCUGCUGCCAUCUCAGCAGAAGAACAACAGGCUCAUUGACAAAGGUUCCCACGACGCUGCCCGGGGGACCCCAAAUGUCGAGGCAGGGAAGGGAUGGAAGAAAGCUAUGAGACAUUUGAGGAGGAGUUAGGGUCACCAAGAGCAGAUCCUCCUCCACAGAAGCCUGUUCGACAGAUACGCAGACCAGAAAUGCUCGCUACAAGGAAAGUCAGAGAGGAAAUGGCUCCAGUUCCACAGCAACCCAGAGCAGAACCCAGGGCUUUACCCAGGGAACCCAGCUUCCCCAGAACAACACCCUUGAAUAGAGCCUUGUCCAUCCAAAACCUGACCCAGAUAGAAACCCCGUGGGAGAAUGUCACCCUCAACCGCUGUCUGUUUGUGGCAAUUACCAUCCUGGUGCUUACGUCAGGUUUUCAGAGGCUUCAUGAAACUCUGCGCGGUCAGGGGAUAGCAGAGGAAGAAGAAGUUGGACUAACAGUGAGACGACCGGGCACAUUACGACACAGAAGACAACCACCAGAGCCUGAGACAACUCUAUGGGAAGUCAUGUUUUGGUGGCUGCCAGAUCUUGAUGAUGAAGAGGAUGAGGAGGAAGAUGUUAAUGAUGUUGAUGAAGUCAAAAGAGGAAAGUCAAAGAGAAAGGCAACAGCACGAGCACCAAGAGGUAUUAGAAACAAGCCACUACCUGACAAAAAUCUCAUGAAGCAAAGAGAAUGGAAAUUAAAGGACAGGAGAACCAAGAAAGCAAAGGAUGAAGAAAUCAAAGACAAGACAGACAGAGAUCAAACAGAGGAGCCAGACGACAUGGCAGAUGUUGAUGAGGAUGGAAGACAUGAGGAGGCAGUGCACAAGAAGGAUAGAAAGCUGGAGGAACAUAAAGAGAAGAAAAAGACAAAAGGGAUGAGUUGAUUAUUUCUAUUGUGGCAGACAGAAAUUCAAUUUCUAAACAACUUUCACCUGAAUUGAUUGAUUUCAACAUUGAAAGGUGGCGAUAUUGAAUUCAAAUAUAGUGUGCUUCCAGUUAAAAUGGCCACACACCAUCAAUGUCAGGUUUUUUUUUGCUUUGCUACAGAUGUGAUGUGUUUACGGACCUCCUUUUUCAUUGAAUUUAUUGUGCCAACUGCUUGAUUUUAAAUCUCCAUAUGAUGAUUUGAUUCCCUUUAGUGUUGAAAGAUCUACAUCAUCCUUAAUAAACUGUUAAUAAUCAAUCUUGCUAGCUCAGUUAACUGUCAAUAGUAUCUAGUUAGGAAGGCGAACUAAUCAUCGAGAUUGGGGCUUAUCAAUAACAUGACCCAUGUUAUGUCACAUGGGCUGCUUCAGAGAGAAACGUUAAAGGGUCUUCUCCCCAAUAAAGUUUUUAUCCUGAUCAGCAA
Messenger RNA from Micropterus salmoides (largemouth bass), 1410 nucleotides. RefSeq names its product junctional sarcoplasmic reticulum protein 1. The record is from RefSeq and is a predicted model, not a curated record. Bases 131 to 946 code for a protein of 271 amino acids. The transcript has 7 exons. NCBI's taxonomy places the organism in Eukaryota, Metazoa, Chordata, Actinopteri, Centrarchiformes, Centrarchidae.